Chelonia mydas (Green sea turtle) is the source of this 783-nucleotide messenger RNA. RefSeq names its product thioredoxin like 4B (gene TXNL4B). NCBI's taxonomy places the organism in Eukaryota, Metazoa, Chordata, Testudines, Cheloniidae. Bases 217 to 672 code for a protein of 151 amino acids. The record is from RefSeq and is a predicted model, not a curated record. The transcript is spliced from 4 exons. Gene Ontology annotation, cellular component: U5 snRNP; U4/U6 x U5 tri-snRNP complex; spliceosomal complex. Gene Ontology annotation, biological process: mRNA splicing, via spliceosome.
AAGGGUGUGUCAGUAUCAGAUCCGCUUUCUAUGGCUCCCAGGAGCCCCAGGCUCCUCUCCUCAAAAGGCUUCAUGCUCCACAGGACAGUGGACACAGCCCUUUUCUCUGCGGUGUGUGCCGCUGGGAUAUCAGUCCAUCUGUUGCUCGGUACCACAACAGCAUUGGCAACUUGGAAGGAGUUCAGAGCAGAUGUUUGAUGUCUGGAGCCAUUUUCAAUGAAGAUGAGUUUCCUGCUGCCCAAAUUGACCAAUAAAAAGGAAGUGGAUCAGGCAAUAAAAAGUGUAGCGGAGAAAGUUUUGGUUCUUCGAUUUGGGAAAGAUGAUGAUCCUGUUUGUCUUCAAUUGGAUGAUAUUCUUGCAAAGACAUCUCAUGACUUAAGUAAAAUGGCAGCCAUUUACUUGGUGGAUGUGAACAAGGUGCCAGUGUACACCCAGUAUUUUGACAUCAGUUAUAUUCCAUCUACUGUCUUUUUCUUCAAUGGACAGCACAUGAAAGUGGAUUAUGGGUCUCCAGAUCACACUAAAUUUGUGGGAAGCUUUAAAACAAAGCAAGACUUCAUAGAUUUGACUGAAGUGAUUUACCGUGGAGCAAUGCGUGGAAAGCUCAUUGUACGGAGUCCUAUUGAUCCAAAAAAUGUUCCCAAAUAUGACCUUCUCUAUCAAGGAAUUUAAAAUAUUGAGAUGAGCAAAACUUGUGAAUUCAUCUUGAAGAUCAUAUUGGUCACCCUUUGAAGACAGACAUUCUGUCACUUUCUUAUAAAUAAAGGUACAUGUUUACUUGUA